UGGCUAAAUCUCACUUAAUACACCCGCAAGCGAGUGACGUGUAAGUCGGCGAUUGCACUUUACGUUUCUGCAAACAAUUUAAAGAAGCUAAGUUAAAAAAAAAUAAAUAAACCAGCUCAUCGAAAAACAAAAAUGAUUCAAUUGUUAUAUGCGUCUGCGAGCAUUUUGUUGCUCGUUUCCGGCAGCGCCAACGCGUUUUAUUCACCUUCCGAUAACGUUGUGGAGCUGACACCAUCGAACUUCAAUCGCGAGGUUGUCCAGGACAACGCCAUAUGGGUUGUCGAAUUCUAUGCGCCUUGGUGCGGACACUGCCAGAGCCUGGUGCCCGAAUACAAGAAGCUGGCCGAAGCGCUUAAAGGCGUAAUUAAGGUGGGUUCGGUCAAUGCCGAUCAGCAUUCCGAACUUGGUGGUAAAUAUAAUGUACGUGGCUUUCCCACGAUCAAAAUCUUCGGCGCCAAUAAACAAUCGCCUACCGAUUACAAUGGACAACGCACAGCUAAAGCGAUUGCAGAGGCCGCUCUGGCUGAGGCCAAGAAGAAGGUUCAGGCCGCUUUCGGAGGCGGGGACAGCAGCAGCAAGAGCCGCUCUUCCAGUUCCGAUAGUGAUGUCAUCGAACUAACCGAAGACAACUUUGACAAACUUGUGCUGAAUUCCGAAGAUAUUUGGCUGGUGGAGUUCUUUGCGCCCUGGUGCGGUCACUGCAAGAAUCUUGCGCCUGAGUGGGCCAAGGCUGCCAAGGAGUUAAAGGGCAAGGUCAAGCUGGGCGCUCUUGACGCGACGGCACAUCAAAGCAAGGCGGCCGAGUAUAAUGUACGUGGCUAUCCGACCAUCAAGUUCUUCCCAGCCGGCUCGAAAAGCUCCAGCGAUGCUGAGGAAUACAAUGGUGGUAGGACUGCCUCUGAGAUAAUCAGCUGGGCUAGCGAUAAGCACACGGAGAAUGUGCCAGCGCCAGAGCUUGUGGAGAUUACCGAUGAAUCAACUUUCGACAGUGCUUGCGAGGGCAAACCCUUGUGCGUGGUCUCUGUCCUGCCGCAUAUUCUAGACUGCGACGCCAAGUGCCGCAACAAGUUCCUGGACACUUUGCGCAUCUUGAGCGAGAAGUUUAAGCAAAAGCUUUGGGGUUGGGCCUGGGCCGAAGGCGGUCAACAGCCAGCUCUGGAGGAGUCUUUGGAAGUUGGUGGUUUCGGGUAUCCAGCCAUGGCGGUUGUCAACUUUAAGAAAAUGAAGUUUUCCGUGCUAAAAGGCUCCUUCUCCAAGGAUGGCAUAAAUGAGUUCCUGCGCGACAUAUCCUACGGCCGUGGCCAUACGUCACCCGUCCGUGGAGCCAAGAAACCAACUAUCAUCAGCGUUGAGCCCUGGGACGGCAAGGACGGACAGCUACCUACCGAGGAAGACAUAGAUCUGAGCGACAUUGAUCUGGACGAUGAUGUCAAGGACGAACUGUAAUGCGGCUUAUUAAACCGAAUUAACACUUCACCAAGACUGCAGUUCAUGCUCAAUUUUCCAGCUAGCCAACCGAUUAACUUAAUCUUCUCUAAUACUAAGUCACACAGCGUAACUAAAUAAAUAAACACUAAUCUUUUUAUAAACAAUAAACGUGUGGUUUGGAAAUUAA
Messenger RNA from Drosophila virilis, 1615 nucleotides. It is a transcript of the gene CaBP1, whose product is annotated as Protein disulfide-isomerase A6 homolog CaBP1. Gene Ontology annotation, cellular component: endoplasmic reticulum lumen. Gene Ontology annotation, biological process: response to endoplasmic reticulum stress. Gene Ontology annotation, molecular function: protein-disulfide reductase activity; protein disulfide isomerase activity. The record is from RefSeq and is a predicted model, not a curated record. Lineage: Eukaryota; Metazoa; Arthropoda; Insecta; Diptera; Drosophilidae.